AUGGGCCAUCAUGGAAAGACUAUUGCUGCCACAGAGUUGUUCGCCCAAGUCAGUUCCGCAUGCUGCGUUAUUCUGCUGCCUGUUAUAUCUAGCACUGUCCUUCAUUCGCCGAGGUGCCAGGUAGGAUUGCCUCCCCAUCUUACAGGGUUAUAUUUUCGAGGGCGGAUCCUUCGCGCCAUUCUGACUGGACAAACACUUGGAAUUGUAGGGGUAUCCUUGUAA
Molecule: messenger RNA, 222 nt
Organism: Pochonia chlamydosporia 170
Lineage: Eukaryota; Fungi; Ascomycota; Sordariomycetes; Hypocreales; Clavicipitaceae
Exons: 1
Coding region: 1-222 (73 amino acids)
Source: RefSeq, a predicted model, not a curated record